Molecule: messenger RNA, 1227 nt
Organism: Hyaloperonospora brassicae
Lineage: Eukaryota; Oomycota; Peronosporomycetes; Peronosporales; Peronosporaceae
Source: the annotation of a GenBank genome assembly
AUGGCCGAGUCCCACGUGCACUGCGUCAUCUUUGGUCGAGCGCACGACACUGCGUUGAUCGAAGCACUGCGCUUCGUACGUGGCUUCAGUGCUCUCUACGGCGCUGGCCUUUCGCUGCACACUCAGGUCGUUGCCACUGCUGGCGAACUCGACCAACUGCUGUCGCACGCGCUCAAGUCGACUGGCGCGCGCGUGGAUGCCAGUCGCGAACGGGGUGCACUGUUUGCGCGCAUUUCAUUGGCCAAAAACGAGCUCCUGAUCUCGGGCAAGUCGGCGCUCGUGCAGUGGCUGCAACAGGAGCUGCUCGAGCGUCGAUUUUCAUCCAAUCGCUGCUGCGCGUCCGACCACCGCGCGGCCGCCCUACCCCUGCGGCUCUUUGUCAGUGGCGACCGCGCGCAAGUGGGCAAGUCGACCGUGUGUUUAGGGCUACUGGGGACGCUGCUGCGUCGCGGCUAUGGCGCGAGCGAUGUGGCGUACAUCAAACCCGCAACGCAGUGCGAGAAGCCGCAGCUCGUGACGAACUUUUGCCGUCAACAGGGCAUCGCGUGCUGUGAAGUAGGGCCAAUUGUGUUCUACAAGGGCUUUACGAGGAAGUUUGUGGCGGGCGCGACGGACGUGUCGUCGAUGGAGCUGCUGGCGAAGGCAAAGGAGGCGAUUGUCGAGGUGGGGAGAGGCAAGAAGGUCGUGGUCGUGGACGGCGUGGGGUAUCCGGCAGUGGGCUCGAUUUGUGGCGUCUCGAACGCUCACGUGGCGCAGACGCUGGCCUUGCCAGUGGUACUAGUGGGCAAAAAAGGUGUGGGCGACGCGGUGGACUCGUUUAAUCUGAAUGCGGCGUUUUUCGAGCGCCAGGGCGUCAAAGUGCUGGGCAGUAUCUUCAAUCGGUUGCCGGGAGAUGGGUUCUAUGCCUUGACGGACUGCCGGAAGUACGUGACGGCGUACUUUGAGCAGUUUCAGCCGGACAAGCACGUCUAUGGCUUUUUGCCGGAGCUGACUGACGGUGGACAUAGCGCUCUAGUUGCCGAGCAUGCUGACGAGGACGAGGAAGAGGCGGUCGCUGGUGUGUUCCUAUCGGUGGCUGAAAAUGAACUGGCCGAGAGAGUUGUUGAUGCGUUUGCUCGGAGCGUUGACGUGACGAGACUGCUUGCAGACGUGCAGGCACACCAAGCAGCAGAAGGCAAGAAAGAGUCGGCGGACGUACGAGCAGCCACGUCGGAAGCUCUGAAAUAG